GGGUCCAUUCCUCCGCUGCUGGUGACCGCAGCGCGGCUCCCGGGGCCUGGAGGCCGUGUAGCACCGCGGCCCGGCCGCUGUCGCCCUGGGGCUGAGGGGAGCGGUGGCGGCGAGUCUCCCGCUCGUGCUGUGGCUGCGCCCGGAGAGUGACUCCCGACGCACGUACAAGCAAUUAAAAAUGGGUGGCCAUUUUGGAAACUUGGAAAGAGUGAGGCAUGUGAUCACUUACAGCUUGUCUCCAUUCGAGCAGAGGGCAUUCCCUAACUACUUCACCAAAGGAAUUCCGAAUGUAUGGAGGCGAUUUCGUGCAAGAGUCUUCAGGGUAGCUCCUCCUUUUGUGGUGGCCUAUGUUGUUUACACCUGGGGGAACCAAGAAUUUGAGCGACUGAAAAGGAAGAACUCUGCUGACUUUGAAAAUGAUGAGUAAUACAGUUAAUAUAGAGAUCUCACUGCAUUAAUGUCAGUGACCCUUCGUUGUUUCUAAACUUGUUCACAUACACACAAAAGGAUAUUUAUUAUAGCAGGCUGUAAAAGCUUGUUCAAUAAAUCUUAGUUCCUAUCCUGCA
Caretta caretta (loggerhead turtle) is the source of this 566-nucleotide messenger RNA. It is a transcript of the gene UQCRQ, whose product is annotated as ubiquinol-cytochrome c reductase complex III subunit VII. Lineage: Eukaryota; Metazoa; Chordata; Testudines; Cheloniidae. Gene Ontology annotation, biological process: mitochondrial electron transport, ubiquinol to cytochrome c. The record is from RefSeq and is a predicted model, not a curated record. Gene Ontology annotation, cellular component: respiratory chain complex III.